AUGUAUAUAGAUGGAUGUACUCUGGAUGACUAUUUGAGAGGAAAUUGUAUAGGUUCUACCUACAGCUGGAAGAAGAGCUUCCGAAUGAUAAUGGGUAUAGCCAAGGGAAUUGAAUUUUUACACCUGAAUAAGAUCAUUCAUGUUGAUAUCAAGCCGCAGAAUAUUAUGGUGGACGCUAAAGAUGAUGAGGCAAAGCUUGUUGAUUUUGGGUUUUCUAGGCAUGUGGAUUGGGAGGGCACACACCAGUCAACUGAUAAAAUAAUAGGUACUAAAGGCUAUUGGGCUCCAGAGUAUUGCUGGAAUAACAAGCUUUCUUAUAAACAUGAUGUUUAUAGCUUUGGAAUUGUUGUAUUGGAGAUAAUAACAAGUCAGAAGCAUGUUGAUCAAGCACGAAGUUCCAGUCAGUUCCAUAUUCCAGGAUAUGUAAGGCACAUGAUAGAGAACAACCGUUUUGAAGAAACUGUAGACACUAAACUUAAACAGGAUGGGUGGGACAUCUUUGUUUUAGGGGAAGCCUUCACUGUUGCAAACAUAGCCCUCAGAUGUGCUCAUCCUGAUAAGGCCGGAAGACCCGAUAUGAAUCUUGUGGUCACAGAACUCAAUUCGAUGCUUCUUCAGCCCUAUUUGGAUGGAUGGCUGUGGCGUAUAUAUUUGAUCGCAGCCCGUACGCAUCUUUUAUUUCGCUGUGUUUUGGCGGCCUAUGCUGAAAUGCGAGCUUUGGAACAGGGUUUGGACAUCCAAGAAAGCGUAAUGGAAGGGAAUUGA
Molecule: messenger RNA, 765 nt
Organism: Cryptomeria japonica (Japanese cedar)
Lineage: Eukaryota; Viridiplantae; Streptophyta; Pinopsida; Cupressales; Cupressaceae
Product: probable receptor-like protein kinase At3g17420
Exons: 3
Coding region: 1-765 (254 amino acids)
Biological process (GO): protein phosphorylation
Molecular function (GO): ATP binding; protein kinase activity
Source: RefSeq, a predicted model, not a curated record